This is a messenger RNA of Daucus carota subsp. sativus, 1239 nucleotides long. RefSeq lists its product as uncharacterized. Bases 1 to 1239 code for a protein of 412 amino acids. Gene Ontology annotation, molecular function: nucleic acid binding. The transcript is spliced from 5 exons. Lineage: Eukaryota; Viridiplantae; Streptophyta; Magnoliopsida; Apiales; Apiaceae. The record is from RefSeq and is a predicted model, not a curated record.
AUGGAAGAACCAACAAACAAAUUUCUAGAUCUCAAUACCCUUCCAUCUUUUGAGAGUGAAGCUAAUUUUGAACAUGAAGAAGAUGUUUUAUCUCAAAUUAUUGGAAGUUCCGGAAGUCAAGAAAAUAUACAUGAAGGUGGAGAAAUAAAAUCCAAAACAGUAAAAGUAUUAUCAAAUGAACAGAGAAAUGCUAUUUACUUGGCUUUACGACAGAGAAGUGUGAAUGGAAAAUUAAAGAAAUAUACCACCAGAGAAGUUGCUACUCUAUUCUCUGUAUCCAUCCGCACUGUUCAACGUAUCUGGAAGCGAGGAAAGGAAAAUAUUCAUGAUGGUGUGGCUGAUAGAAAAACAAUUCGGGAUGCAGCUCAUGCCAUGAAUGUGAGCACGUGGAUUAUAUACAGAAAUCUACAAUCGGGUGAUGUAAGGUGGCACACCAAUUCUACAAAACCAUUUUUAACUGAGGAGAAUAAGAAAAAUAGAUUGCAGUUCUGUCUAUCUAUGCUUGAUAAAGAAAGUUUGCAAGAUCUAAAAUUUGCUGAUAGGUUCAAUAUUGUUCAUAUUGAUGAAAAGUGGUUUGAUUUGUCAAAGAAAACAGAGACUUAUUAUAUGUUGACGGAUGAAGAGGAGCCUCAUCGGGAAAUUGGUAUUUACCCAUUUGUUACAAAAGAGCCUGCCAAGCAGAGUAGUGUAAACAGAGUUGCUGAAACACUUGAGACAAAAGCUAUGACUUCAGUUAAAAGAGACACUAUAAGAUCUUUUUUCACUCAAAAGGUGCUGCUUGAUAUUAGAGCAAAAUGGCCACGUGAAGACAUUGAUAAGCCUAUAUUAAUCAUUCAGCAAGAUAAUGUAAAAACUCAUGUGGAUACUAAUGAUGUUGAGUUUUGUCAAGUUGCACAACAAGAUGGUUUCGAUAUUCGUUUAAUGUAUCAACCUCCAAACUCUCCUGAUAUGAAUGUUUUGGACUUGGGCAUUUUCAGAGCACUUCAAUCCUUGAGGUACAAAAGGGCGGCAAGAACAGUAGUUGACAUUGUUCGUGGCGUAGAGGAAACAUUUGAAGCCUAUCCCAUUGACAAGUUGAAUCGUAUAUUUUUGACAUUACAAUUAUGUAUGAGGGAGACUAUGAAAGUGAAAGGUGUCAACAAUUAUCAACUUCCACAUAUCAACAAAGAUGCUUUGCAGCGACAGGGGAUAUUACCCAUUCAAAUAAGAUGUAACAUUGUUAACCAAGUUUUGCAUUGA